AUGAAUGAACAGCUGUCCAAUCCCCCUACUACUCUUGUUAAGACUAGGUUUAAAAUCUACCGGAAGGUCACUAAGACCUCUCCAAACCCUAAUUCGAGUUAUCGAUUUGCUGGCAGUGUGGUGUCUAAGUACAAACCCCAGCGAAUACAUCAAAAUAAGCUUUCACCAAAGCGUUCCCCCGGCCAUAUCACUUGUCACAGCCCUCCAAAAACACCCUACAAGUGCGUUAUCCUUCUCACCGCUUACCAUUUUGCAGGCUAAUUGUUAAAAAAGCUAUCCAAACCCUACGGUACAGAAGGCAGCCCGUGUGUCUGCAUUUCAUCAGGACUGGAACAUGUCGCAAUAACGACUCUUGCCGUUUUUCUCACGCAGCAGAUCAUGUAAAAAUAUGUCCGAAGUGAGUUUUACAUAAAUUCUAUGUUGCUCUCUUGCCUGUCAGCACUUUUAAGUUUAAUUUUCGGUUUAAGUGUCUCAUAGGCCUACCUUGUUUCGGUUUCACAAACCCUGCGACAGUUAUUGUAUUGUGUAUUUGCUUAGUUGACUAGUGUCAGGAGUAACCAGGCUUAUUGCAUCAGUUCCCGCCAGUAAUAACCGAAGCCGUCUACGUUUUCAGUUUAGGACGCCGUUGCAAUCGCAUAGCAACAAAUAACAUACAGAGAGGGAGUACUAAUAAAUACAAGGGCGUCGUCAGGCCACUGUACCCAACCCCAGGUUUGCGACAUCCUGGAUUUGGACCGAGGACCUUUGGUUAUUAGGUAUGGUUGACUGACGACGGCUAAUAGGCCGGAAAUGGUUGCCCCAGUUCCCGUUCUUUGUAUCGGUAUUCUCGCCUGUAUUACAGCUGGUCGCGUUGCGACUGGCCUGCAAGGGCUCUAGAUUGAGCCUCAAAAUGCAACGGGAUGAGCAUGUCUCGUAACCUGAUCGGUAAACAUCCGUCCUACGGUACUGAAUAUUCCCGAUCGCAACCAACAAGACAACGGGCUCGCAGCCCAGUGGUAGAGCGUUUGACACUGAACGUCGUAAACCAGCCAUACCCAACCCCGAGGUGUGCAACACCUGGGGCCUGAUCCCGUGACCUCCUGGUUGGAAGUCCAACGCCCCAACCACUGUGCUACGGACCCAUUGUCCUGGCGGUUGCGAUCGCAACCUGAGAUGGCCAUUGCAGUCUUCCUGGUCUUUGUCGGUAAUGCUAUUCUGCUCAUAUCACGUGCCGCUUUGCAGUUGCUGGCGGGACCCGAGAGAGGGAAAGAAAGAGCCCCAAGGCACAACGGGACUAGUGAGUUUCGCAGCGCGAUCAGUGAGCGACAAGCAAUAUACACAAGAAGGGAGUAUUGACAAAGACAAUGGAGUCUUGAGUGGUCAUUUCCGGCUUUCUAGUCUUCGCUAAUCAACAACAUCCAAAUACAAAGGUGGGGAUAAAUUGAUAGAGCAUUGUUUCAUACCUAUCCUGCCUUUAAUCAGCCAAUCCUAGACACAGCCACACAAACAUACACUUGCACACGACGCAAAUGGUCCGCGAACGGGACCUAUCGUAUAGGUAUCAAGUACUUCAACGCCACCGGGCAUUCUCUGUCACUAAAGACCGGGUAUUUAUUAGCACAGAAAUAAGCGCGCGCUGAUACGUUGGCCUUCCGAAGUAAACAAACUUCCAAUGGGUGGCAGGUUACGAGUGAUCAACCAACUGUCGGUAUAUGAUGUCAGGAAUACUCAGCUUCCCCAGCAAAUUUCAAAAAGCUCCAGCAUAGUUUGACUGGGUGAAGUAAGAAACUGGACUGAACCAAAAAUAGUGGAUCUCACGUGUCUUCUUGCAGCCCCUUUACAGAAAAAUACAAGGGCGCCUAGGGGAUAGCUUAAUAAGGCUGAAGACGCGACGGACACUAACUCAAUUAACGACAGAAGUUUUAUGGACAAAUCAAUGCAGCUAGGUUGAGAACCCAGAACGGUAUGUCGAGGUGCAAUGGCCGAACCUCGAAGAUUCCUAAAUCGAAUGUCAGUAGGCGGAGUUGGUUUGACAUACUUUACUGGUCCGAAGGAGCGUACAGGAAGCUCAAUAGGCAUCUACAGCAAGCUUUCUCCACAGUCGAAUGACAGCCGUUGACGUUGUUGACCCCCGGACGCGAAAUGUAUGCUCGCUCCCGAGGUUCUUCCGCCUGCUGCCAAUCAACAAGUGAUGUGGCGUCGAUUGGCCCGGAGCUCUCGCAGCGUUGGGGCCGAGUUACGCGCGGCCCAGCCAAUCGAUUGACAGAGGAAGCGUUAGGCCGACUGAUGAUGGCGUGAGUGGGCAGCAGCGCCGGCGAUCGCGGACACAGACAGAUAAUCCAUUCAUGCCAUUACGCCGUCCGAAUCUUGCGGAAGUACAGUUUGCUUCCAGAAAACUGCUGUAGCAAACCCAUUGUUAUAGGGCGCGAGGAAGUUGCGUUGAACGUUCUGUUCUAGUGAAAAAAUUAAGCGGAAUGUUGGUGAACUUUCGCACCGGGAUAGGCUGUUGAUUCCCCCUUAAUUUAGGAACGCCAAUAUCGAAAAUCUUACAACUGUAAUUUUUGCCUUAUGACCGAACUGGGCUGCGCUUUGACCGUCUUACUAUGGGGUGUUGUUUGCUUGUACUUUCCGUUAAUUGUGAUUUUUUGUAUAUUCAGAUUUCUAUCACAUACAUGCCGCUUGGGAGAGGCCAAAUGUCCCCUGGCACAUGUUUUGGACCCAUGUAGAAUCCCACAGUGCGACUUCUUUGCUAAGGGGGAUUGCAAACGCGAGUCCUGCCCUUAUUUACAUGUAAAGUACGCGGAAGACACCGUAUCUUGUCCCAGCUUUUUGAACGGACGCUGCGAACUUGCCCAAAAGGUAUUCCCGCUCCUCUCGGAGCUCAUUUUCCAGAUUAGUUCUUGUGAAUCAUCAAGUGCACUGACUCCGGCGCUUGCGUUUCGUUUCCUGCUCAUCUAACCUUGUAAUAAUUUUCACCCGAUUUUAUGUAGUCGGUUUGAGUACCUGGGCUUUCGAUAUGCCCCGUUUCUUAGAGGCCUUGUCGUCAGCGGCGUUGCCACGUAGCUUUUGUGCCUUGACUUCUUCCCUUUCUCCGUCCGGACCCUAAACUUCGAAGAAGCAUUAGGCCACCUCGUCCGCAAUGCCAAAACUUUUGGCUACUUUUGAAUACAAUGAAAGUCCUGACUGGACUAUUUUGGCGCACCUCUUCUGGUCUUUGCUUGAAGUACUAUUUUUCGAUUGGCUUUUGUCUUCCCGUUUUCCAUAGUAUUGUGAAAGCUUACAUGAAUGCGCUGUCGACUUUAUUCUUGGCGUAUGUAUAAGGAUCGUAGCCCUUAGCUGAGUUGGUUAGUUUUAUAGUUUUUCUUGAUAAUGUUCCUUAAUCCCCACCUGGUCUCCUGCAACUUCUUCAGUCCUCUUUCCGUGACAGAGUUAGAACUGGAUAUUUUGCAUCUCCUUGUCCUUUUCCAGAAGGGUUAAAAGUGUUAAAGUAGGAGAGCGCUCACAAAGCACUACUCUAUGCAUAAUCUAGAUACAACAUUACUAAACUACUAAGACCUUUGCAGUGAAUGGUUUUGUCAGGUCUUGGGCUACUUCAUAAAACCUGAUAAUAACCACUUAUGCAGUCGUAGAUGGCCUUUCGAUUAACCGAAAUAUACCCCCACUAGUUGUGUGAUCUUUAUGGCACUCCCAUUCAGCUGAGGUCCGAGCUGCCCCCAUUUUCUUGUUAUGUGAAAUACUGGUUGUUAUAUGAUCACCCAACAAGGCAAGACAGAUUUCAACUAUCAGAAGGGCCACCGAACGUUCCAUUUCGUUGCCUAAAAACUCGUUCGCCCGUCUGUGGUACGAUUGUACUACUGCUAAUUACCCUAAUAAUCUCGGCUAAACCGACCGCUGUCUCUAGCUCAAUUGCAGCAGCAGGUUGCACUUGUGCCCCGCAGUGUGUCAUCACGAAACAUCUGUAUAUUUAAUAGUAGUGAAAAUGCGAUUCCCGGGUGGCAUAUCAAAGGAAGAGGAGGCGUUCACCGGGAGAGGUGUAUUUAAGGUUUGACGUUUCGGGUAGUCGUUUCUUCUACCCAUCUUCAGAGACUGAGCAGUCGUGCACACAGCUUUCCUUUUAUGGCGCACUUUGUUCAAUGCCUGGCCCACCCAUGCCGUCUGUGUGGCUGCAUCCGACCCGCAUGUCACCGUGACCUGAAUCCCGCCCAUCUUCGUCGGCCGCGGUGAUAAUUGGCGGCCCCGAUUGUCCCCCACCGUGACUGUCCCCCGUCAAGAAUGUCCGUAAAACCAGAUAAGGGGGAGGUGAAUUUAUGUGGCGGUUGACAGAACAGUCGGUAGACAUCCAGGCUUCUUGCACCUGCCUUGCCGUAUGAUCAUCACCUCGGCCUACAAUUUCAACGGCGUCAAAGUUGAAGACGUGCCCCAUUUGGGCGGCAUGGGUUGCUACCUCCGACUUUGGUUCCAACCUUCGCACGGCCAACCUAUGCUCGUGCAUGCGCGUUUGCAGCCGUCGGCCGGUUUCCCCAACGUAGUUACACAUUCCGCAGCUGCACUGAAGUCGGUAGACAACGGCCGACAUCUCCUUUUUAGGGAUCGGGUCUUUUGGCCGCAUCACUUGCCGGCGGAUUGUUGAGUUGGGCCUGUGGGCAACGCCUAUUCCGAGCGGCGCGAGGGAUCUGGCUACGGCUUCGGAGACCCCUUUCAUGUAUGGAAUGCUCCGCCACGAUUUUGGCUGAAUAGGUUCUUCAUUCCGCUUCCUUGGUUGCUUUCGGCCCCGUUAAACAAAUGUUCGCGGAUAGCCGUUGGCUCUGAAGAGUUCUUGGAGUUUGGCGACUGGAGUGCUGCAAUGAGUUCCCACCCGUCGGUAUAGCGUGCGUACACAGCUUCGUUUGUGUUGCAGUGGGCGGUUGCUGUUGUAACUGAGCAUUUGCAGCGUGUUCGUCGGUUUUCUGUAGACUGACGUCGCCAGUUUACCGUCUGGUUGGCGGCAGAUGAGAACAUCCAAAAAUGAAAGUUUGCUCUCCACUUCUUCUUCCAUCGUGAACUGUAGGUCGGGGAUGAUUGAGUUCAAUAGUUCUUCAUAGUAGUUAAUUUUAUCCUGAUCGAUGAUUACGAAGGUAUCAUCAACGUAGCGCGCCCAAAACUUGGACUUGUAUUCUCCGAACAGUCGUUUCUCGAGUUUUUGCAGAACGGCCUCGGCAAUGAGUCCGGAGAUUGGUGAACCCAUCGGAGUGCCCUUAAUUUGCUCAUAGGUGAUCCCCUCGAAGGUAAAAAAUGUCUUGAUGCAGUGCCCCAUGAGUUCUAUGAUAUCCUGAGCUGUGGGCUGGCCAUCGCCCUCGUCGUAAUUCUGACGAAGCAGGUCACUGAGCCUCUCGACCGCAGCCACACAGGCGGCAUGGGUGGGCCAGGCAUUGAUCAAAGUGCGCCAUAAAAGGAAAGCUGUGUGCACGACUGCUCAGUCUCUGAAGAUGGGUAGAAGAAACGACUACCCGAAACGUCAGACCUCAAAUACACCUCUCCCGGUGAACGCCUCCUCUUCCUUUGAUCUGCAUAUUUAUUUAGGCAGUAGUCUUAGUAUACUCAAAAACGGAUUUCUAGUAUGCCAGUACCGCGUUCACAACCGAAAGUCUGCCAUUAACUUGCUGAGUGGCAAGAUGCUCUUAUUUGGUCUUUGUCUCUUGAGUCUUUUUAGCCAUUAAACCCACGCCGGAGUUAUUUCAAAGAUUCGUUUAAAAUAUUUUUGCCUGUUAGCUAGACCUCAUACCUGUCUCGUGCAGAAUGCGUCCACCGCCUUUUUGCCCUACUGACAUCCCUUCUGUAACUUCUAGUGUACGAAACGCCAUGUUUGGCCUGCCGUUCCACGAAGGAAGCCCAAAAGUCGAGGGCCAGCGGAUCACCGUGAGAAGGCUCAGACGAGCGUCUCUGCGGUGGUUGCCACUCGUCUGUCUAGUCCGCUUGAAAAAGCCCCUGAGGGUUCCCUUAGAGACGUUUUUCCUGCACCAAGCUUCAUUCCUUUUGAAGUCUUGGACACGCCAUAA
Molecule: messenger RNA, 6014 nt
Organism: Spirometra erinaceieuropaei
Lineage: Eukaryota; Metazoa; Platyhelminthes; Cestoda; Diphyllobothriidea; Diphyllobothriidae
Source: the annotation of a GenBank genome assembly